CAGGUGUUAAAUAAAACAGCUUUAAUAAGCUCUUGUUUUAUUUAAGAAACAAGAGUCUGAAUACAACGUUCGAUAAUAAGUAAAUUUAUAAUAUUUUUGGCGAUAAAAACUUUAAUGUUUUGAUAUAUGGUAACACCAUUAAUGGAUCGAUGUUUCUCCAGCUCACCAACCUGGUGAAUAUAGUCAACAUCGUAGAUCUACUUGCCCUAGUGAACAACAACAACAAUCUAAACAUAAACAUUCGUGGAAAUUUGUGCUGCGUACACAUAGCAAACUAAUCGAGCAUAAAAUAAAAAAUACAAAAAUAAUCAUAUUGUCUGCAGCAUGGACCAGGAAGAAGAAGCUGUAGCGGAACGCGCCGGUUCGUCAGCGUGCAAACGACAGAAGCGCAACAAUUCCGCAGGCGACGCUGUUGAUGGUGAAACUGAAACUGCGACUGACGCAGCAGCAGAGGAAGCACCAGCUGCUGCAGCGCCGGUAGCUGCAUCGACUCCAGCGACAAAUGUGGAUGCAUCCGCUUUAUCUGAGAUGGACAUAAUAUUGCUUGGUUUUGCGAAAAAUAGAAAGGAGGCAGACAACGUCGCAAAUAAACACAAAAACAAUAAUAACAACAGUGGGGCGGAUGACAACACAUUAGAAACGCAACCAACUAACGAGACUGCGCCGACAUCAUCUACAACAACAACAGUAACAGCAACAACGACAACAGAUGCUAAUGAUGAUGACGCAGUUGCCAGCGAUGCAGCUGAUGAACUGCAAGUUAUUGAUGUCGAGCCUGAUUUUUCAGAGAUGUUGUUCAAUCGUCCGCGCAUUCUUAGCACACGCUCUUACCGCUCUGUGCUAACGUCAAGCAGCAGUAGCAGCAACAGCAACGACAGCAGCCCUGCAAACGAUGAUCAUAAUUAUUCGACUAACACAAGUGACACAAAUGUCGACGAUGACGAUGUCGAUGAGGUCGCCGAUUCCUCGGACGCUGACGAACAAGAAUCGCCGGUAUUGGUGCCACCAGCAGAUGACGACAGCAGCUCUGAUUCGAGCAUGGCCAUCUGGAAUCGUUAUGAGACAUCCAGCAAUGAUCCUGAUUCCGACGAUGCCUAUAUACCGACGAAUCCAAAUGAUAAGCUGCAAGUGGACACAGCUGUCGACAAUAUCAUGGGCAAACCGAAGCCGGCGUAUGGGUUAAAUCUGGUGGAUCAGCUAAUGUAUCGCGAGCACAAUAUUAUGAAUCGUAUUGAUUGGCGCGGCGGACACACUUCAGGCAUGAAUUUCAUUCAAAACUAUUAUGGAUCGCGUCAGGUGGUGGAGCGUAUGUCGCUCACCAAGAAUAUGUCGUUCCAUUUGGGCUGUGUUAACUCUUUGAAUUUUAAUCGUUCGGGCGAUCUUUUAUGCUCCGGCUCCGAUGAUCUCUCCAUCAUUGUGUGGGACUGGGCCAGUGGCAAGCCACGGCAAAUCAUACGCUCGGGCCACACGCUUAACAUAUUCCAAACGAAGUUCUUGGACAGCGCCGGCUGCCUGGACAUCGUCUCCUCCAGUCGCGAUGGUCAAGUGCGUCGUGCCGUCAUCCCGCCAUCGGGAGCUAGUAAAAUCAAACCAAUGCGUCUCUAUAGUCACGCCGAAGCUGUGCACAAGCUGGUUGUAGUGCCGCACAGUCGCCAUGAGAUCAUUAGCGUUGGUGAGGAUGCGGCCGUUAAGCACUUUGAUCUGCGUAACAACAAGGUGACAUCAAUGCUGCGUUGCACGGACAAUAAGCGACGCGUGCGUCUCUUCAGCAUUGCUCAUCAUCCGUUUGCGCCGGAGUUUUGUAUCAGCGGAUCGGAUGAUAAACUCCGGGUCUACGACAAGCGGCAGCUGAAUAAACCCGUACACGAGAUGACACCCAAAGAUAUUAAAGAUGAAAAGAUUACACAGAUUACAUGCGCCGUGUACAAUCACAGCGGCAGCGAGAUUCUCGCAUCCUACAGCGAUGCGGGCAUCUAUCUCUAUGACAGUCGCAACUACAAGGAUGGCGAAUACUUGCACUCCUACGAAGGUCAUAUUAAUAGUCGCACUAUUAAAGGUGUCAACUUCUUUGGACCACGUUCUGAGUACGUGGUUAGCGGCAGCGACUGUGGCAACAUUUUCUUUUGGGAUAAGAACACUGAGGCUGUGAUCAACUUAAAGAAGGGCGAUCUUUCUGGCGUUGUCAAUUGCUUGGAACCGCAUCCAUGGAUGCCUGUGCUGGCCACUUCGGGAUUGGAGCACAAAGUCAAGAUUUGGACACCUUCUGGCUUGCCAGAAGCUUUGCCCAAACCGGAAGUACUCAAGGAAACGUUGCAGCGCAACUUUAGGCGUAGCAUUCUGGAUCUGGGCGAGUUUGAUAUCAAUCACAUACACUACUUUAUACGCCAGCUCAUCGAUCCUCGUCUCGGUAGCUCAGCUGGAGCUCGCGCGGGUGCCGAUCCGGCAAGGAGAUACAGUAGUAGCAGUAGUGACAGCAGCAGUAAUCCAAAUUCACCGCCUGGUGGUGGUGGACAACCAAGUAGCUCGGAUGAAGGAAAUCCCAAUCCAAUGGGCUGCAACACUCAAUGAUUUUUAUAACACACCAACCACACCCACACACACAGUCUCCAAAGCCGAAUUUUUGUACAUUUUAGUUUGAUGGCUUUGUUGUUUUGUUUUUGUAAUGGACUUGAGAAGUCCUCCAGGAGCCAUGCGUACACACACGAAAUUGAAAACGGUUCAACAAAAGCAUACACAUGUGUAUGCUGUUUUUAAUUUGUAUCUAUGUGCUUGAGACUAUCUCAAUGCUUUGCGUUUCGAAAUCUGUGAAUAUACAAAUAAGCGCGCCUAUAUUCUAAUAUUGAAGAUUAACACAUGUAAAGGAAUAUAUGAAUGUUUCAUUCAGUUGUAUAA
Messenger RNA from Drosophila sulfurigaster albostrigata, 2892 nucleotides. RefSeq names its product DDB1- and CUL4-associated factor 8. Gene Ontology annotation, cellular component: cytoplasm; Cul4-RING E3 ubiquitin ligase complex. The record is from RefSeq and is a predicted model, not a curated record. The transcript is spliced from 6 exons. Bases 325 to 2568 code for a protein of 747 amino acids. Lineage: Eukaryota; Metazoa; Arthropoda; Insecta; Diptera; Drosophilidae. Gene Ontology annotation, molecular function: protein binding.